AAAAGUGGUGACGUCAUUGGUGAGCGCCUCUGUUGGCCUUCGAAAUGGGCUUGACUCGUUAGCCCUGCUUUUUUAAUCGUUAUCCUGCACGUCAAACUUUUUGUCAAGAAACUCCCGUCCGCGAUGACAUUUGUAGGUGAAUUGGCAGACAAAGUCAGCCCCCUCUUUGCAGAACUGGUUCCUGUGUGGGCGGACUGGCCUGCAGGUUUCACUUCCUGUGCAGUACAGUAGAGCGACUUGUUUGGUCAGAGGAUUACCAUGAAACCCGCUCAGGAGCGUAACCAGGAGUGCCUGCCUCCAAAAAAGAGGGACCUCCCUGUCAAUAACAGCAGUGGAGCAGGGGGGACAGGAGGAGGAGGAGCUACGGCCACUGGAGUGGUUGCUGGAGAAGACGAGGCGGCUUCCAUCCAGAACUCUGGAUCCAACAGUGAAUCUCAAGGAGGGACCUCAUCUGGAGAGUGGCUGCAAGCACAAGCAGGUUACCAUUAUAGAGUGGAUCAUUCAGACAAUAUAUCAACUGUUCCUGUUGACCAUUAUAGCAUGCUUUACAAAGUAGCUGUUCCAUCUGUUACUUACUCAUCCAACAGUCUUCACCCAGUGCUAAGCCACAUCUCUCAAGCCUAUACAGUUCACUCUCCUCUUCUGCAGCAUCCAGGCCUCCCCUACCCCCCUCUUGGUUAUGCACAGAUCCCUCAUUCCCCUCUACAAUUCGUUAGCCCCCCUUAUGCUGCAGUACCGUACGCUCUACCACCUGGCUUUGUCCCAGGAUCGUUGAUCUCUCCCUCAGGACCUAUUCCUCAGGCCCAUUCUGUUUCUCACCUUGUUCCCUACCAAUCUAUCAUACAGGAAGGUGUUGUCUCUCCACCUCCGCAGGCUCAGGUAGCUACUCAUACCUUUGCCAAAGCUUCAAGUGGUGUUCCAUUGAUGCUACCCUCAGAGCAAGCAGUCCAACAGCACCUUGGUACAGUUGGAGUUUUACCUGCAGCCGAGCUCAGCUCCAGAGGAUUGUACCAUGCUCAAGGCAGCAGGGGUUCCUCCACCCUCAGAGAUGGCCACAGUUCUCAGUUGGCCAAUGAAACAGAGAUGAAUGGGGGUGAUAGAGAACAAGGUGUACAGGACUCUACUCACACUGCCAGAAAUGCACAUUUACCGCGCGUGACAUCCACUUCAGCAACACAAGAGCACAGCCAGGAGAGAGUCCUGCAAACCCGAAGGCUAGAAGGCAGAAGUUCUCCUGGUCAGCGCAGCACUCCAGACAGUGAUCUAGAGGUGCAGCAGGUGGUUGGUCGUUUGGCUUCCUCGAGCCAAGGGAAUAGUGGAUUACGAAAGGAGGUUUCAUUUGCCCCCUUGAACCUCUGUCAGGGGGGCCAGAGAGCCGUUGAUGUCCAUGGCGAGAGCACAGGAGCCGUUUCUGCCAGGACCGUGUAUUCUGCCCUGCCUUCAAGCUACAGUGACCAUCACAAGCUGACUAGUCAACAGACAGGACAACCUGCCCAUGCUGUGGUGCUCGCCAAUGGGCAGCCAGUUCUUAUACCCAUUGACUAUCAGCAGCAACAUCAGCUGCCACAGCAGCAGUACCCAGGGCAGACUAACGACGCUUCAGCAAGCCAUGCUACCACCACAUCCUCCCCUAACCCAAGCUUUAAAGCCUCUGAUUCUUCAGCCAGAGUGUGCCUCCCUGAGAGAGCAGAGCUGACAGCAGCUCUGCAGCAGCUUCCACAGCAGCCGGUGAUCCAGCCUGCAGCAGAUGUGACUCAGGCCUUAGCUGCAAGUCUCCUUCCUGCCCAGGCUCCCAGUAAUCCAUCACACUUCAUGAAGGGUGCAAUUAUUCAGUUGGCCACUGGGGAGCUGAAGCGUGUGGAGGACCUGCAGACUCAGGAUUUUGUGCGCAGUGCUGAGGUGAGUGGGGGUCUUAAGAUUGACUCCAGCUUGGUGAUGGACAUCCGUGCCAGCCAGCAAAGACCAGGUCUAGCAUCGCUUCAUUUUACGGUCGGGGAGCAGCAGAGCAAAGUGACAAUCGAUGUGCCUCCAGAGCACCCUUUUUUUGUGUUUGGCCAGGGCUGGUCAUCUUGCAGCCCUGAGCGUACAGCCCAGCUUUACGGCUUGGUUUGUCACCGCCUGCAAAUCGGGGACACGUGUGUGUCAAUUAGACUGCAGCAACAGCUUCAACCCCAGCAGGAGAAGCAGCCACAGAAGCAUCACUUGCAGCAGCAACAGCAGAACCUCACAAGGACUUUGAACAAAACCAAUGCUACAUCAGGACCUAGUCACCAGCUCAUGGGGCCCCCUGCCCCUCAGCAGUCACGGCCGCAGUCUCAUUUCAGGUUGGAUCGCAUCAACAGAGACAGGCAGCGGGAUGGAGAAAAAGAGUUUGUGGAGGAGGAUGAAGUCAUCCAUUUAGGCGGUGGUGGACACACAGAAUCACCCAUCAGAACAAGCCGAAUCUCUGCUGAGCAUCCCAGGAGUCAGAGCAGUUAUCACUUGCACACAGAGGGCUCUGCUUUUGCAGAGGCAGGCAUGGGAGCAAUACAAACUCCCCAUGGUGCCUCUCAGAGACGAUGGUCUUCACCCGGCCUCCAAAGAUACAGCGUGAAAGUGGACGACGGGCCGCGUCCUCAGAUAAUCACCUCUGCUCACCCACGGCCGUCUUUCAUCCCCCAAGAGGUCAAACUGUCCAUCGAGGGGCGCUCUAAUGCAGGGAAGUAGCAUCAUAUUUGGUAGCAACCAUAGACGGGACUGCCACGAGUAAGACGAGAGUUUGACAAGGAGAGAAAGAGGGAAAAAACAGUGUGAAUGUAGCCUCAGAAUGUUGGAGAUUUUGCACACUUCAAAAUACACAAAGGCAUCUAAUCAUUAUUGUCUGGUGAGAAGUUCUGGUUUCAGCCUGCUGCAGUCUUAACGGGGACGUGAAAAGCUAAGCAUGUAGCUGGCAUGUCCAUACACACUGCUUUUCUCUUCCUCCGUCCCUCCUUUGUCUCCACGUUCUUGAACUCAAACCACGUAAUGAUCUCUUUCUGAGACAUUCGCUUUUGGUUUUGGCUAUGUAAAACAUCCUAGAGAAUUGAGUUCAUGACUGUCUUUAAAAACAAAUUAUUGCAUCGCACUAGUUUGAAGCAACCAACUCUGGUGAAAACAAAAGUUCAAAGCUAAUAAUGUUUUAAUCACAGCGCAGCCAAAAUACUGCUUCUGUGUAAAGCAAUCACCCUAAAAAAAGGUGGUUGCUGACAUUUGGAGGACCCGCUGUUGUUGUUGUUCCCACUUGUCAGUGUGCUUUAAAUUGUGCUUUCACAACAGGAGUCUAAACCCUCCGCUGUCAGCAGCAAUACUCUCCCUUCGUUACUCCUUUGGAAGCCGCUCUGCAAAGGUUGGAAAGCUCUCUCAGGCCACAUGUCCCAUUUCAUAUUUGUCUUACAAUCAAAUCAAGCGAAUCCGUUGUGUCACCACCUUCCUCCCACUUGCUCUGAAUGAGGACUGGAAUGUUAGCGGUUGGAAUAAUCUCCUGUUCUCUUCGAUCUAAUCUUGCUUCGACCAACUUUAAUGUUUUCUUUCCACCCUCCUUAUAGACUACUUCAUAUUACUCAUAAUAUUGUGGAUGAGUGAGGCGGUGAUGAGACGUGUCUGCUUUAAGCUUCAAUUCUUGUUACCAAAUGAAAGCAAUAGUUCAUUUUUAAAAGUACUGCCCCACCACAAGAGUUUCAUUGUGUUUGAGGGGUAAAUUCUCUGUUUUAAAGGAUUAAUCAGCUUUAGUUUGAUAGCACGACUUUGGCAGGUUUGCUGAAAUUGAAGGUGGACUGAGUCACUGUUGGCAAUUUCAGUAACCCAAGUUCUGAAAGUGGAUGCGCAUAAGAGACCCGGUUAGUUUGUAUGGAUCUGAUCCUUUGCUCCUAUAUAAAGGGAUCGUAGGUCCAGCAGGGUUUUUUAAACUGCCCUGUGUUGCACAUCUGACCCCCCUCCCCUUGAUUUUACUUUAAAAUUUAAAUAGGACUCCCAAUACUUUGUGUUGUUUUUUUUUAUAAACAAAGGGAAUAUUUUAAGAAGUGUUGGUUCUAUGUGGCAAAAUUAAAAUGGACUUGUUUCUCUAACUGUUUACAAAUUAUCCUAAAGAAUGCUGCAGUUCCUUCCUAACGUCAAGGUUUUUAUAUCAGACAAAAAAGUCUAAAAUAGGACAAUUUGAAAAGAAGUGCAAUUAGAUCAUGCAUAAAUCAUCAAAUUAUCAUUCCAUAUGUUGACAUUCCCCUCACCAAUUGACUAAAUACUCUUUUUUUUUUUUUUUGCCUUGUCUACCAUUGAUCCUCAGGCUUGCCUUUGGCAAACACUUUGAUCCCAUUGAAAAGCGAUGGACACGGUUGUCAUAGCGAGGAGCUUUAAAACAUCGGUUCAGAAGUUUCUGUGAACUUUUACUUGAAUGCUUACAACUUCCUCUGUGCAUGUAAAGAGCCAUAUGCCACUGUCGUCAUUUUCAGCUUCAGGAGUUCUUGUAGGAUGUGAGAGUUCUUCACUGCAAACCUUUGACGUAGUGUUGGUAUUUUCUAUGCAGUUACCACAACUGUGCCCUUCAUUGUUUCAUGCGUGGAGCAGGUUGGCUGAUACAGUUCUAAUUUUAGGAUUUGUGCUUGGAAUCACUGUCUUUUUUAGAAGUUUAACACUCGUUAAAUGUUCAGUGAGCCUCGUUUUGACCCAACCCUGAUUACUACACAGCAGAUGCCAAAUCGUUGAAGAAGUGUUAUUUAAAGUUGUUUAGGCCUGGUUGCCAGCCACUUCAAUGUGUUUUAGGUCAGGAUGUAUUCGAUGGAGUUUAUUUGUUCAUUACCUCCUGUUUAUGCUCACAUACAGACCAUCAUUCUGAUCCUCCUUUUAUUUUGAAAGGUGUGUGCUGUAAAAUUCUCAUGCAAAGAUGUCUAAUUUCCUUAACUUCACUGAUGGUCUGUUGCUCUAAGUGAUUGCACUAAAUGUCCUUCACAGUGUUUUAAAAAGGAAAACUUUUGGGGAGUUGAAGACUAAAUUAUGAGAGCGCACAAAAUUGUGGAGCAAUCGCAGGUUUUGUGUUUCUGUAGAUAUAUAUGCAUUUCUCUUGUUGUACAUAGCUUUGACGCUUGUCAAUAAUGCCUUAAACUCUUUUCUUUGUACAAUUUGUGAGAUGGAAAUAUUGGAGCAAUGUUUCCUGAGACAUUUAUAUUCAAGUUGUCUUGUUUAAAUCAAAAGAAACUCUGGAGCAGAACUAAAGACAUUUCAUUAUCUGCAGCUUUGUGCUGUUUCCCAUUCUGCUCCGUUACAGUUUUGAUUCCCUCUGUUGCUCAAAACUUAAUUUGUGACUCCCAAACAAAAGUGUGAAUAUUCAAGGAUGUUAGCAAUGGAGUUUUUGUCUCUGCAUUAACGCAUUUACAAACAUGUACAGAUCUUUAAAUGUAUUGGUGUUGCACAAGAUCUGUAAGGAUUUUUGUUCCUGUUUGCUCCCUAGAAUAAUGGGUUAUUAUUUUAAUUUUUCUCUGUUCCAAAGUCUCUGAAAAGGAGAAAUUGCGCUCUAAAUAGAAGAAGACCAGCUGCACAAGUCAGUUAGCUUUCCACUAGUGGUAAUGUGCUGGUUUUUCUGGGGUCUUGUGGCGUUGGUUAAACUGCGUUCUGUCAAUCCAGUAUUGAACUGCCAGCUCGGGACGAAUUCAAUCAGGAGAGUUGGAUUUGUUUAAAAAAAAAUCCAAAAAUCGAUGACAGUAUGUGUGUUAUCAAACAUUGUACUUUAUUUUUCACACACUGCUUUCCAUGUAACCAUCAUAACGACAUCAUCACUUUGAAAAAAAAAAGCCUAAAUCAGCUAAAUAUAUGCAAUUAUGUAAAUGUAACAUUCAAUCCUCAAGUAUAAUCCAGGUGGUAUGAACUUUGUAUAGUGACUUUUAAUAUCGUAUGGCCGUACCAAUAUGUAUUGAUCUCUAUCAGAAGCCUUAGAGUUGUUGACCCAAAGUGCUCCCUUAGAAUGCCCCGCCGCCCCCACUUUAACAAAGCAUUAAUAUCUCUAUUUUGUUGCAUUUUUAUUUGUACCCUUUUUGAAUAAAAUAGAUUUGUACUGUAUAUUUGUACCUCUGUGAACUACUUAGGACUUUUUUUUGCUGUUUUAAUUCUAUGUACUUUAAGGACACAAAGAUAUUGUAUUUUUAUUGUUACAGCUAACUUGGAGACAUUGCAUUUAUCAUGUUUGUCAAGUAAACACAAUAUAAUAUAUAUAAAUAUAUAUAUAUAUACAGAUACAAAUAUAAACACCCUGUGUGCUGUCUUUAUUGUUCCAUGAAAUAAUGAGUAAAGUGGAUCCUCU
Oryzias latipes (Japanese medaka) is the source of this 6304-nucleotide messenger RNA. It is a transcript of the gene atxn1l, whose product is annotated as ataxin 1-like. Gene Ontology annotation, cellular component: nucleus. The record is from RefSeq and is a predicted model, not a curated record. NCBI's taxonomy places the organism in Eukaryota, Metazoa, Chordata, Actinopteri, Beloniformes, Adrianichthyidae. Gene Ontology annotation, molecular function: RNA binding; protein binding. Gene Ontology annotation, biological process: regulation of DNA-templated transcription; anatomical structure development.